Messenger RNA from Necator americanus (New World hookworm), 216 nucleotides. RefSeq lists its product as uncharacterized. The record is from RefSeq and is a predicted model, not a curated record. The coding region runs from base 1 to 216 and encodes 71 amino acids. Lineage: Eukaryota; Metazoa; Nematoda; Chromadorea; Rhabditida; Ancylostomatidae. The transcript has 2 exons.
AUGGCUGUUCUCCGGAACCCGAAGAGAACAACCAUUGCAUCGAGAAGAGAAAUGGAGAAAAUCAUCUACGACCUCUACUCUGAUCUCUUCGACAGCCAUGUCCACUUUCCUUCUCACCAUCUCAGACAGAAUAGGACGAAAACACCUGAAGAACCUUCCGCCAGUGCUCAUCAACACCCUGGCGAGGCUCUUUACACGUUACCUGUCGGAAUGUAA